Lachancea nothofagi CBS 11611 is the source of this 1074-nucleotide messenger RNA. The record is from the annotation of a GenBank genome assembly. NCBI's taxonomy places the organism in Eukaryota, Fungi, Ascomycota, Saccharomycetes, Saccharomycetales, Saccharomycetaceae.
AUGCUAAAGUUUUGUUCCAAUGAUGCAAGUGGCUUUUUGCGGAGGCUCUCAAUCACCCGGCUCACGUGCGCCGUAAUGAAGGGCGGUGCGCCGGUACCGGCGCUCUACAAAUUUCGUGGAGGGAAGGAUAAAAGAGAACUGGUAUCAGAGCUUGCGAAUUUGGUUCUGCCAUGCGUUUGCACUCUUAACUCGAGAACAUUUUGCAUCAUGUCGACCUACUCUGAAGAAUCUUUCGACUCAGAUUUUUAUCAAAAGAAUCGACCAACGUACCCAGAAAGCUUGUAUGAAGCAAUUAAAUCAUAUCACGAUGGAGUUUCUGAAAUCGCCAUAGAUAUUGGCUGUGGCACCGGGAUUUCUACCUUCCCGCUCCUCAGAUAUUUUAGCAAAGUUUUUGGAUUGGACCCCUCGCCUACAAUGCUGACUCCUGCUAAUAAAUGCAAAGAAGAUUUGAAACCUGAGGACAGAAGUCGCAUCGAGUUCAAAGUCUGUGCUGCGGAAAAGCUCUCUACUUUAUUCAAUGAGGAUUCUAUAGAUAUAGUCGUCGGUGCAGAAUCCAUCCAUUGGGUUGACCAUCGCAGGUUUUUUGAAGAGGCUCACCGCGUAUUAAGACCACAUGGUACUAUCGCCUAUUGGUUCUACGUCGAGCCGAUCUUCUUGGAUUUCCCCGAAGCCAAUGAAAUUUACGAGAAAUACGUCUACGAGGACCCCGCAUACAUGGGCCCUCUCUGGAAACCUGGCAAGGAAUACUUAAGACUUUUUGGAGAGACAAUCCGAAUCCCUGACGAUAAGUUCUAUGAAAUCAAAAAGCACAUUUACCGCCCUUUGAAAUCAGAACAUAAAACAGCUUAUUUCGAGCAACGGAAUUCAUAUACUCUAGGGGAUUUUAGAAGGUAUCUUCGCAGCUGGAGCGCCUAUCAUACUUGGCAGCAAAUCCAUGGUGGUCCCGAUCGUGAUAUUGCAGAAAUGUUAAUCGAUGAGCUCAAAUUAAAGUGCAAUUGGGGCGAAGAAACAACCAAAUUGAGGGUCGAGUGGGGCACAGCCUACUACAUGGCGCGCAAAAGGCCUACUCGAUAA